This is a messenger RNA of Polypterus senegalus (gray bichir), 6285 nucleotides long. RefSeq names its product ADAMTS-like 3 (gene adamtsl3). The coding region runs from base 432 to 5762 and encodes 1776 amino acids. Gene Ontology annotation, cellular component: extracellular matrix. Gene Ontology annotation, biological process: extracellular matrix organization. The transcript has 31 exons. Gene Ontology annotation, molecular function: metalloendopeptidase activity. The record is from RefSeq and is a predicted model, not a curated record. NCBI's taxonomy places the organism in Eukaryota, Metazoa, Chordata, Cladistia, Polypteriformes, Polypteridae.
GUGUGCUCAUUGGCAGCGCUUUAUUCAAGCUCUGUAAAGUUUCUGCGCCGCUCAAGGACACUUGGUGGAGCCGCACUUCACAGCACCAGCUUUGCAAUCUCCUCUCGCAGAGCCCGACUGAGCCGGACAGACGCAAAGCAGAGGCACGAAGAGCACAGAAGACUCCGGAGUCCCGAUAUUGAUCAGACGCGGUGUGACAGGACAGACGGUGGUCGGUGAUCGCUCAGUCCUAUUGUGAAAUUACGUUAAGACGCUCCUUGGGCUGUGCACAGUGGAUAUUUAAUGCUAAAGUGGAGAGAUCGGGAUCUUUACGUGUUCUUUUUUAACACCUUAAAGGGCGUUAUCUCGUUUAUAAGGAUUACAGGAAGUCUAACGACUUUGGCUAUUUUCUCGAAAAGAGAGGCUAAAAGCACAAAACUCCGGACUCCAUUAUGCUCCUAAAGAAAGUGGAUGGACUUUUUGUGGAAUUGAGCUUUGCCGUCUUUCUAACCUGUGUGUCUGGGUCUAGUCAGGCGGGAGCAAGUCAUUCUCAGAGUGCCUACUUCCUCCCCGAAUUUGCACUUUCGCCACAGGGGAGCUUCAUGGAAGACACAACAGGAGAGCAGUUCCUCACGUAUCGUUAUGAUGAUCAGACGUCCCGCACCACACGCUCCGAUGAAGACAAAGACCUGGGCUGGGACGCCUGGGGUCCCUGGAGUGACUGUUCGCGCACCUGUGGAGGCGGGGCCUCCUACUCGCUGCGGAGAUGUCUGAAUGGAAGAAACUGUGAAGGAAGAAACAUAAAGUACAAGACGUGCAGCAACAUGGACUGUCCUGUGGAAUCUGGAGACUUCCGAGCUCAGCAGUGCUCAGCCCAUAAUGACAUAAAAUACAAAGGAGAAACUUAUGAGUGGCUUCCCGUCUCUAAUGACCUUGCGACUCCGUGUGCUCUCAAGUGCCAGGCCAAAGGGAAAAACCUGGUGGUGGAGCUGGCACCCAAAGUGCUGGAUGGUACAAGAUGCAAGGCGGACUCGCUGGACAUGUGCAUUAAUGGGAUUUGCCAGGCAGUGGGGUGCGACCUGCAACUCGGAAGUAAUGCCAAAGAGGACAACUGUGGUGUGUGCGCGGGAGACUCCUCGACGUGCCGGCUUGUGAGGGGGCAGACCAAGACGCACGUCUCUCCAGAAAAAGCUGAAGAAACUGCGAUUGCUGUGCCCUAUGGAAGUCGAAAUGUCAGAAUCACCGCUAAAGGGCCUGGUCACCUUGUUAUUGAGUCAAAUACGUUACAAGGGAAGAAAGAAGAGCACACAUUCAGUUCUCCAGGCUCGUUCCUCAUUGAAAAUACAAAUGUUGAGUUCCAGAAAGGCCCGGAUAGGCAGACCCUGAGAAUCCAAGGGCCUCUAGUGGCUGAUUUUAUUGUAAAGGUCCGAUAUGUUUCUCCUCGGGAUACGCUGGUCCAGUUUCUAUAUUACCAGCCCAUCAGCCAUCAGUGGAAGGAGACUGACUUUUUUCCUUGCACCGUGACUUGUGGAGGAGGUUAUCAGUUAAACUCAGCAGAGUGCAUUGAUGUCCGAUUAAACCGAGUGGUGCCUGAUCAUUACUGCCAUUACUACCCAGAGAACAAGAAGCCAAAGCCAAAACUGAAGGAGUGCAACAUGGACCUCUGUCCUGCCAGUGACGGAUACAAAGAAAUCAUGCCUUACGAUCACUUCCAGCCACUUCCUCGCUGGGAGCACAAUCCCUGGACAUCCUGCUCCGUGUCCUGUGGUGGCGGAAUUCAAAGGCGGACGGUGAUAUGCGUCGAGGAAACCGUGCACAGCGAGAUCCUGCAGGUGGAAGAAUGGAAGUGCAUGUACACCCCCAAGCCCACCCUAAUGCAAACGUGUAAUCUGUUUGACUGUCCUAAGUGGGUCGCAAUGGAAUGGUCUCAGUGCACAGUAACCUGUGGGCGCGGUCUGCGUUACAGAGUGGUGCUUUGUAUCGACCACCAUGGGCAGCACACGGGGGGAUGCAACCCACAGCUGAAGCCUCACAUUAAGGAAGAGUGCGUCGUGCCUGUCGCCUGCUACAAGCCUAAAGAAAAACUUCCCAUAGAAGCCAAACUGCCGUGGUUUAAACAAGCCCAAGAACUGGAUGAAAUCAGAUCCGCCUCGGAGGAGCCAUCGUUUAUUCCCGACGCCUGGUCACCCUGCAGUGUGACCUGCGGGCCUGGCAGACAGACGCGCCAAGUGAAGUGCAAGGUCCUCCUCACUUUCUCACAAACUGAAGCUGAACUGCCUGAUGACGAAUGCGAGGAACCCAAACCAGAAGUGGAGCAGCACUGCAAUCUUGGACCGUGCCAUGGUGAAGAUGCCUUUCCCCAGUUUACCAGGGAGGAGCUGUACGACUGGGAAUAUGAAGGCUUCACGACGUGUUCAGCAUCUUGCGCUGGAGGAAAGCAAGAAGCCAUUGUGGUGUGUCUUAACAAGCGGGACGGGCAAAUCGUGGCGGAUUCUCAUUGCGAUGCUUCCAACAGGCCCCCCAAGAUGUCCAGAACCUGCAGUACGGAGCUCUGUCCCUCAAGAUGGGAGUCCACCUCAUGGAGUUCCUGCUCUGCAACUUGUGGAGUCGGAAUCCAAACCAGAAGUGUUACCUGUAAGCGUCGAGCAUCGCUCAACAACGAAGACUCUGUUUUAGUGCCCGAGAAGGAAUGCCUGGAGGCAAAACCCGCCAUUGUACAGUCGUGCAAUCAGUUUGAUUGCCCACCAUCGUGGCAUGUUGAAGAAUGGAGGGAGUGUUCACAUUCGUGUGGAGGAGGAACGCAAUCCCGCAAGGUCCACUGUAAGAAGCUCCACUCGGACGGAAGUGUCCUCAAAGUGGCCGACGAAUUCUGCAAGAACCCCAAGCCUGCGUCUCAUAUUCCCUGUGGGAAGAUCGACUGCCCCCCACAUCUCCUAGGGGGUGAAUGGUCUAAGUGUUCCGUUAGCUGCGGCGUUGGUAUCCAGAGACGGGAGACAGUCUGUCGCAGAAUGACGGCCACGGGUCAGCAGGUCACGUUAAACAGAUCGGAAUGCACCAGCCUUCCUCCGCCUCCUCUCGUCAGGACCUGUCGCGUCAGCGGCUGCGUCAAGCACAACAAAGAAUCGAAGCCCAAAGCCUCCCAGAAGCGAGAACCUCAGAUCUUGGGCCAGAAUCGAGUUUACAUACAGACUCGACAAGAGAAGCGCAUUCACUUCACCGUUGGGGGACGGGCUUACCUGCUCCCCAAAACCUCCAUGGUGAUCAAAUGCCCCGUCAAGAGGUUUCCCAAAACGCUCAUCCGUUGGGAGAAAGAUGGCCAAGCCUUGUUUGUUUCUAAGCGCCUUGGAAUCACCAAAUCGGGCUCCCUGAAGAUCCACAGCCUGGAGGCGGCAGACAUCGGAGUAUACCGCUGUGUUGCCGGGCCUGUGGGUGACACCUUUGUCCUAAAGCUGAUUGGUAAGGACAACCGGCUGAUUGAACCUCCUGGUGACAGGAAGCUGAAGAUGGGGCAGAGUGGCAACCUAGAUGCCAACGAAGCUGCCCGAAUGGAAGAGAAAUGGAACCGGAUGAGUAAAGUAUGGCAGACAUGGAGCGAAAAGAAUGAGUUUUACUUGGAUGACAGCCAUAGUAACGAUCAAGCCUUCCUCAGGGUUCUCAGCAGCUAUUUCCAGAAAUCUGCCGAGCCACCGAGCCCCUCUGAGCAUCCUAACAGAAAUAGGGAGCCAGCUCUCCUUCCCGGAUCAUACAGCAUGGACGCCAGACACUUUGAAGAGCUGGUGAGGAACAUCAGUGAGCAAGCAGAGGGCCGAGAUGUGGCCGAUGAUAUGGCCUCACAACUCAUAUACCAUCUGAUGGCCGAGGUAACCAGGCCCCAGUCAACCACUGAGAAAUGGAAAGGACCCUUGGGCGAAAAAGUGGCCCUCUUAGACAAAACCCCCAACACGUCCGAACUGGCUUUGAACAAAGAUGCUCAGAGAAGGUUCCAGAAGCAGAAGAAGGCCCACAUCGUUAGGCGGAGACUCGGUCCAUCCGUCAUUUUCCAGAAACACCUGAACUUGAGCAUCGGCAGGUCGGCCUUUCUGACAAACACCACACAAACGGUCGCCCUGAUGUGUGAAGCCCUGGGUGUGCCGGAGCCAAAGGUUUUCUGGACCAGGAAUGGAAUCCCACUGCGUUCUUCAGAAAGAAUAUCAUUGGAUGUCCCUGGACGACUACAGAUAUUACGCCCCCAGUUUGAUGACGCUGGCCGCUAUGAGUGUACUGCGACAAACGACCAAGGGACCGAUUCGGAAAGUUCACUUCUUUUGUUUGCAGAGCCACCCAGUAUCAAGUCCUCCAAGAAAAAUUCAACUGUCUGGGCGGGUCACAGCUGGAUGGCCAUUGUUGGUGACACAGUUGUGGCGAGUUCCGGAUCAAAUAUAACACUGGACUGUCCCGUAACAGGGGUACCACCGCCCACCGUAAACUGGCAUCGAAAAGAAGGUCUCCUGAAGGGGAACACGUUUCUGCUUUCAAAUGGAUCUCUGUCACUUCAUAAAGUUUCUUUUGAAAAUUUCGGAACGUAUUUCUGCGUGGCAGCCAAUCCUCUGGGAAAGGCGACAGCAGCCAGUGCUCUCCUGGUGACGGCCCUGAAAGCACCAGUUGAACCUUCUGUACCUCCAAGAGACAAGGCCAGGAAACGAAUCAUGAUGGCAUCGCGAGUUGGCAACUACAUCUCUGUGAAACCCGGCGACUUGCUUCGGUUAGGUUGCCCUGUUCUUACCAACCACAAAAACCCCAUCCACUGGCGACUGCAAAACCAGACCAUGCAGAAGGCUCCAGGCUUGCAGUAUAAAAUACUUUUGGCAGGCCGAGUCCUCGAGGUGAACACUCUGUUUGGACGGUUUUAUGGCCGAUAUCAGUGCCAUACAUCCGUGAACUCGCAGAUCAUGUCAGCCUGGGUCAGCGUCAGCCUCGAAGAUUACCAGUGGGAACUUGGAAACUGGACCGGCUGCUCUGCUAGCUGUGGAAAUAAGGGGACUCAAUCAAGGAGCGUCCGCUGUGUCAGUGAGGCCAGCCAUGAGGUGAACAGCUCAGCGUGCCAGCACUUACCCAGACCGGCGCUCGAGAGAAGGCCUUGUAAUCUUCAAGACUGCCCUCCUAGCUGGGUUCCCGAGGCCUGGUCACACUGCUCAACACCUUGCGGUUCAGGAUUCCGGCAAAGGCAAACGACAUGUCGGCAGAUGACCGCCAGCGGGCUCAUCAAGAUUUUGCCCAGGGAUGACUGUCGCCCCGAACAUCAACCUGCGGAGAGAGAAGUUUGUGUCUCAGAUACGUGUGCGUUAUGGGUGGCACGUUCAUGGCGUCAGUGUGCAGGACGAUGCCUUGGACCAGCACUAUCUACGCAGCACCGUCAAGUCAUCUGCCAACACUCCAACGGCUCUUUGCUUCCAGACUCCUACUGUGAUGAAAGAAAAAGGCCCCUGUCCUCGAGGAACUGUUCAGCAGACAUCUGUAAUGUCCAUUGGGUGACACAAGCCUGGAAUACCUGCACGGUAUCAUGUGGACAUGGGUUCCAGUCUCGGAAGGUGGAAUGCGUUCACAAGAAAAGCCACAAAACUGUAGAUGACCAGCUGUGCAGCUGGCAGAAGCGCCCAGCCAAGUGGCAGCACUGCAGUGCCACUUCAUGUAGCCGAGGAGAAUGCAAGGACACCAGCCAUUACUGUGCCGUGGUCAAGCGUCUGAAGCUCUGCCUCAUUGACCUGUACAAGCAGAGGUGCUGCAAGUCCUGCCAAGAGGGGUAGUUCCUGCGACGGCAGACAGGACACAAAUGAAUGGACAUCUCAGAUGGACUUGGAUGGAGAAUUCCCCAUAAUCCAAGGGAAGGGGAAGAAAAAGUAAAAAACAGAAAGUGACUUAAAAUUCACAAAAAAAGUGUUUUUCUUGACCUUGUAUCAAGAGGAUAGCAUCAGUGAAGAAACUGAUGACAUGCGGCUGCUGUUCUUCGCAACCAUGAAUGAAAAGAUGGAGGCGCUGGUAUGGUACUUGAGAUUUAGGAAACUCGCCGGUCAUCGUUCCUCUUGCUGUAGUUUUAAUUUCAUCACCUCAUCACUCGUUAAUCCAUAUAGCGCCUUUCACAGCGGGCACCGUCACAAGCACCACCUUGAAAUAAGACGUGUGAUAGACACCAAUGGAGGACCCUGCACUGAGUGGCUCAACCACUGGGCUGCAUGCUGACAUCCUAAUACAGUGCCAUAUCUAUCUAUCUAUCUAUCUAUCUAUCUAUCUAUCUAUCUGAAUUUUUAAUCUUGCCUACUACACUAUCUA